Molecule: messenger RNA, 12204 nt
Organism: Lodderomyces jiufengensis
Lineage: Eukaryota; Fungi; Ascomycota; Pichiomycetes; Serinales; Debaryomycetaceae
Gene: DYN1
Product: dynein heavy chain
Exons: 1
Coding region: 1-12204 (4067 amino acids)
Biological process (GO): microtubule-based movement
Cellular component (GO): dynein complex
Molecular function (GO): ATP hydrolysis activity; ATP binding; dynein intermediate chain binding
Source: RefSeq, a predicted model, not a curated record
AUGCAACCAACGACAACAGCAUCUAAUGUACCGACAAUUACAUUUUACAAUUAUGUUUCAGAUAUUAUUAGAUCAAUUCAUAUGGAUGAAAGUGUGAUUUUUAGAAAUGACGAGUUACUUAAUUCUUUUAUAAACAAAAGUAAUCCAGACUUAAUUUAUAUACUAAAAUGCACGGAUGAUGAUUCUUUUCAGGUACUCAACAAUUUGGCUACCAUUGUACCAAACCAGCUAAUUCUGUUGACACUAAUCAUUAAAGGUAAAGGAAUUUUGAAUGAAGAGGUUUCAUUAAAGUCACAAUUAAAUAUUAUCAAUCUACCCAUUAACUCAAAAAAUGUUGCCAACAAUUCAAUAGAUACGAUAAAACUGACUAUAAAUUUAGGAUUAUUGCCAUAUUAUGAAUUAACCAAUGGAUCAAAUGAAGAUUCAUCAAAUACAAUUAAAAAGUUCAGAGAAUUAUCAUCGUCAUUACAAUCACUUAGCAUACAACCUCCAGAUCUAAUAAUUUCAACGCAUCCUAAAAUUAAACAAUUAUUAAAUUCAAACGAUUCAAGAAUUGAAGGACUUAAUGAUAUGGCAUUUUUUAAUGAGUUAACUUCAAUAACUAACGAUUGGAUAAAACAAAUACAAAGCAUUACUAAAAUAAAUCAUAAAUCCAAAAGUCUACAAGAAGAAAUUGAAUUUUGGAACUCUAUUGAUUCAGCGAUAUCGUUAAUUCAAAAACAAAUGAAAAGUCCAGAAGUUGAAAAAACAUUGGAAAUACUAAAUCAAGCUAAAAGAUUUCACGUUAUUUUAAGUUUUGAAAAUGAUACUGGUUUAAAUGAUAUACAAAAAAUUUCAAUCACAAAAAAUUCAUUCUUAAAAGACAUACCAAUGAAAGAAUUGAUUGACAUAGAUGAAGAAGUGAAUUUUUCAAAAAUUUAUGGGGCAGUUUCGGAUUUAUUUUACCACUUGAAACAAAAAAUGGGAUUGUUGUCCGUUUCAGAUGCUGUUGAAAUGACUAAUCUACUAUUAAACGAUCUGGUAAUUAAAUUUAAAAAUGCAUAUUCUCAAUUGAAAAUAAUGUCUGUUCCAUACAGUAAAUUUCAACACGUAAUACAAGAAAGUUUUGAUAUCAUUCAGUUAGUAGAGGAAAAUGUAAAAUACAUACUGAAUAUGCUUCGAGAGUUAGCAAGAAAGAAACAAGAAAAAGUAAGAUCAAUAAUACAUCAAACAAAUUUGACCAAUCUUAUCGCACGAUUGUCAGAGGUUAAGCAAUUAAGAAAUAAUUAUGAGAACCUUAAGACUAGUUUGCUGAACACCUUACAAGGAGAAGAAAAAAAUAGGUACAUUCUGGACCUUUAUGAAGCAUAUGGUACCUAUCUUUUAUCAAUUAAUGCUGCCGAUUUUUCAGAUGAAGCUCAAAAAAAUUGGCUCAUGAAUGAAAGUUCAUACAUGAAAAUUUACAAUUCAGUUUUCACUUACUGGUUCACAAAAAUAAAUUUAUAUUUUGACAAUGCUAAACUGUUUUCUGAUUAUUUAAACAUUUUCAAUAAAUUUUUCCCAAAUCGAAAGUAUGAUUCAAAUUUCAUGCCCAUAAAUGAUACUUACAAAUUAAAAUUUUUGGAAUUUGCAUUAGCAGAAAUUCAAAUAUUAAAAGAUUCUGCUACUACAACUAUUAAUGAUGAUUACGAAAAAAUUAUUAUUUACACAGAACUAACCUACAAAAUUCAAUUUUAUACAGAAAAUUUACAAAGGAUAUUAGGUAAUGAUUGGCUAAAUUAUUCAAUUGGUCAAAAGAUUGACACAAUCACUAAAAGUUUGUUGACAACCAUCAAUUCCAAUUUAGCAUUUGAAAGUUGGAUUUCGAAAAUUGUUGAUUUGACACCAAUGAAAAAAUCAGGUGUUAUUAUUAAAGUUUUAAACAAAGAUGGAAAAUAUAACGUCACUUUAAAUGUCGAUUUCUCAAUAUUUAACACCGCAGAGAGUAUAUAUGCCUUGGAAUCAUUAGGUUUUAAAUUCCCGAUCAGUCUCAAGUUGGCCCAAAAAAAGAAUUUGAUGUUACUUAAUAUGGCUUAUGAUAUUGCUGAUCAAAUAACUUCAUUUAAUAAAAUUUUUCAAGCAACUCCAGAAAAAUUAUUGAAUUAUAUUCCAGACUCAAUUGAAGAUCUAAUUGAAUUGAUAUUACUGAUUUCUAAUAUUACGUGGUCUCACUUAUCUGAUGCCAUAGAUUUAAUAAAUCAAAAUGAUGCUUUAUUACUUAGUAGUGAAAACUUAAUUGAAAUACAAUCAAUUAGACAAUUGCAGAAAUUAAACGAAAGUUUAACUCAGAUAAAUGCUCAAUUGACAGACUUACAGAAUUUUCAUAAUUUUAUCAAAAAGCAAUACCACAAAUUACAACUUUGUUUUUAUGAUUAUGAGGUUAUCCGACUAAUAAUGAGGACUAUUGAACGAAAAUUUGAAAUAUCAAGUUUGGGAAAGUCGGGAUUUAAAGUAGUUCAAAGUGUUAAUGAUGAAAUAAAAUUAAUUUUAGCAAGCAGAUUAGAAACUCAAUUAAAAAUUUUUACAAAUAAUUUAGAUCCCAUAGCUCAAAAGUUGGAAAUUGUCGAACUUGAAGGUUAUCAAGUUAAGUUUGAAAAGAUAACUCAUCAAAUAAUAAUCGUAGAUGGUUCUUUAGAGAUCAGUCCAAACUUGGUUGACGGCAAAAAUCAAUUGUAUUCAAUUAUCAAUCAGUUAAUGAAAAUAGUUGCACAACAGAAAUACAUCUCGUUGAAUAGAACUUAUUCAGAUAUUUUGUCAGUUGAAAUAGCUAAUAAUGCGUGCAAUAACGUGGUAGAUCAAAUUACAAUAUGUUACGAUGAAGCUCAAGCAUACUUGAUAAGGUGGAAAACUUUUCAGACAAUUUUAGUGUUGGACACUUUUGAGAAUUUAUUUGUUGAUGAUCUAAGCAAGUCAUUUGAUAUUUUGAAGGAAUGUUGUGGUUACGAAAAGCUCUUAGAUGAACCUGAAAAACAUAUAGGUGGUUUAAUCCUCAUUGAUACGAAACAAAUUCAAGCCAAAAGCUCAAUUUUGUAUGCUUCAUUCAAAAAAUCUAUUCUCAUCGAAUUUUCAAAACUAUUUACUAAGGAGGUUAAACUAUUUAGCAAUGAACUUUUACAAAUGAGAUCAGUACUUGAGAAACCACUAAGAUUCCAUUACGAAGUAAGUCAAGUGAUCAAAUAUAUUGGAAAAAUAUUUGAUGGAAGAAACAAAGUUGAAAUUUGGGAUAAUUUAUUAACAUCAUUUUCAACAAUACAGAAUUAUUUGACAAAACAAAAAUUCGAAUUUCCAGAAAACUGGUUAUUUAUUGAUCAAUUAGACUUAGAUCUUUCCAAGGUGAAAGUAUUACUAGAAGAGAAACAAGUUUUGAUUUUGAAAAACUUAGAAUUUUUGUCAGCCAGUCUAAGAUCAGAAUUCAAAGAGUCAACAAGUUCUUUAGUGAAAUUAAAGGAAGAUUGGAACAUUAGCAGACCAAUCUCUGGUGAAUUAAAUCCCGCCGAAGCGUUAAAUUUGUUAAAUAAAUUUUACAACAAGCAUGAAGAGUUAGUCUCCUAUAUAACUAUUAUAUCUAAUAUUGCAAGUGAGUUGAGAAUUGAAGAUUUGAGUUUCAAUAAUUCUUUGAAAACAUUAGACGAUAUUAAAAAUUUAAAAAAAGUUUGGGCCUCAGUAAAUUCGUUUUGGGAAGAUUUAGAAAAAUUGAAAUGUAUUACAUGGUCUGACUUAGAACCCUUACUGUUACGUAAAGAAUUGAAUGAAAUUCUAAUAUCUAUUAAGAACUUACCUUUUAGUAUGCGGCAAUAUUCAGCUAUAAAUGAAAUUCAAAAUUUGAUAAAAAAUAAUUUAAAUGAUCAUUCAACAAUUGUUGAUUUGAAGGGUGCUUCAUUAAAAGAAAGACAUUGGAGUAAAUUAUUUGACCAACUUGGUCUAAAAGUCAAUAAAGAAAUAACACUUGGUGAUGUUUGGAAUCUCAACCUAGCACUAAAUAUUCAAUUUGUUACCGAAAUUUUAGAGCAAGCAAGAAAUGAGAAAACAAUUGAAGAAAGCUUGACAAAGAUCGAGGAAAACUGGUCAGAGACUUAUUUCGAAUUAUUCAAUUUCGAAAACAAAUGUAGGUUAGUGAAAAAAUGGGAAAAGUUAUUUGAUCAAAUUGAAAGAGAUUUAGAUACAAUAAAUUUAAUGAAGAAAUCAACUUAUCUGAGCAAUUUUGAAAGAAAAAUUUUGGAAAUUGAAAACAAACUAAAUUCACUAAAUAUGAUUUUAGAUUCAUGGGUUGAUGCACAAUCAGAAUGGAUUCAAUUGGAUGGAGUAUUUGGAAAUGAAAAUAAUGAAGUCAAAAAUUUACUACCUAUUGAAUAUUCAAGAUUUAUGAAUCUAAGUUUUGAGUUCAUGACACUUUUAAAAAGGAUAUAUAAAUUUGAUAAAGUCAUUGAGAUAAUUCAAAUAACUGACUUGCAAACAUUAAUGGUGAGAUUUUUGAAAACUUUAUCUACAAUUCAAAUUUCAUUAUCAGAAUAUCUAGAAAAACAAAGAGAUUUAUUCCCAAGGUUUUUCUUUCUUGGAAAUGAAGAUUUACUAGAAUUAAUUGGAGCUUCAAAUGAUGUUAGUAGGAUUAACAGGCACAUUAAGAAAAUGUUCAUUGGUGUUGGUGAACUUAAAUUUGAUCAAGAUAGUCAUUCAAUAGUUGGUGUGAUCAGUGCAGAAGGUGAAACACUUCAAUUCGUUGAAAAGGUGUCACUAAUCGAGUAUACAAUGCUCCAUGAAUGGCUUACACAAUUGGAGAUCCAAAUCAAAAAUUCUUUAAUUGAUUCAUUCAGCAAGAAUUAUCCAAAAUGGUCCAGUAUAGUUGAAAAUCUUGAUGAAAACAAGCUUAUGAAAUUGUUGGAUGAAGUACCUGGUCAAUUAUCUAUUUUAAUUUUGCAGGUGAUGUUUACGGAUCAAGUUGAAAAUGAUUUGGUUAAAAAUUAUGAAAAUAACAUAAAAUCCGUGCUUCAAAUCCUUCCAAGUAUUUUGAGAACUACAAAAUCUACUUUAUUACAGAAAAUCGUUCAAAACAUGAUUAUUGAAAUUUUGCAUCAAUUAGAUACCAUCAAUCAACUUGAAUCAUCAGAUUUAAAUCUUAUUUGGCAAGUUCAACAAAAAUUCUAUCAUAGUGGGAGAAAAGUAAUUAUGAGACAAGCACGUUGUGAAUUCGAAUAUGGUUUUGAAUAUUUGGGUGUGACUGAAAAAUUAGCUUAUACUCCAUUAAUUAAUAACUGUUACUUAACAAUGACUCAAGCAUUAGCCUUAAAAUUAGGUGGAUCUCCAAAAGGACCUGCUGGUACAGGUAAAACAGAAUCUAUCAAAGCAUUAGGUCAUAAUUUGGGAAAAAUGGUUAUUGUAUUCAAUUGUGAUGAAAAAUUUGAAUUUGAUUCAAUGGGUAGAAUAUUUCUUGGAUUAUGUAGAGUUGGAGCAUGGGGUUGUUUUGAUGAAUUUAAUAGAUUAGAUGAUCAUAAUUUAAGUGCAGUUUCUACACAAAUAGAAACCAUUCAAUCUGGAUUGAAAAAUGUCGAAGAAGUGAUUCAACUAUCAAGUAGGGAUUGUAAAGUUAACUCAGAAACAGCUUUAUUUGUUACUAUGAAUCCAGGUUAUGUUGGGCGAAAUGAAUUGCCUGAGAAUUUAAGAAAAUUAUUCAGAAGCUUUUGGAUGUCAAAGCCAGACAUUCAAAUAAUAGUGGAAGUCUUACUAUCUUCUCAAUCUUUCAAUUGCUCGAAAGAAUUGUCUCAAGUAAUCUACAAAUUUUUCAGAGAUAUAUCAUUAAACUCCACAGAACAAAAGCAUUAUGAUUUUGGAUUGAGGGCAAUAAAAUCCGUAAUUAAUUUGUGUGGUAAAUUGAUACGAGAUCUGGUUGCAGUUGAUUCAACCAAAGAAAGUGAGAUUGUGUUACAAAGUAUCGAACAAAUGAUAUUACCUAAAUUAGUUAGUUCCGACUUGAAAUUAUUUGAAUCGUUGCAAUCAAAAUAUUUUCCAAAUAUAAUGAAGCCUCAUGGUGAUGCAACUACCUUAUUGUAUCAGCUUGCAGAAAAUCUUAAAUUGGAUGGAUUAGUUGAAGGCUCGGCUUUUAUGAAAAAGUGUUUGCAGUUGAUCAACAUUCAAGCUUCAAAUCACGGUAUUAUGUUAGUAGGUGAGUCUGGCUCAGGAAAAUCAACUGUUUUAAAAAUGGUAAUGAGGACCUUAUCCAGUGUUGAUGAAGUAGAGCAUUUGCCAAUUUUCAUUGAUCCAAAAGUCAUGUCAAAAGAACAUUUAUUUGGUAAAUUUGAUAGUCUUACCAAACAAUGGACUGAUGGUCUUUUCACGAGUCAUUUGAGAAAAAUUAUUGACAAUGCAAGAGGUGAAUUAAAAAAAAGAAUUUGGAUUGUGUUUGAUGGAGAUAUUGAUCCAAUUUGGGCUGAAAAUCUAAACAGUGUUUUAGACAAUAAUAAAGUUUAUACUUUGCCAACUGGAGAAAGAUUAGUGUUGCCUCCAAAUGUCACCAUUGUAUUUGAAACUAACAGUUCGGAAUAUACUACUCCUGCAACAAUUAGUAGAUGUGGAAUGAUUUGGUUUGAUGAAUCUUUAGUACCUUUGGAACAUCUACAUCAAAAAAUGAUGUUUAACUUGAUGAAUCACCUUCUGCAAAUUAAUGACGAAAAUGGUAGACUAAUACAAACAAUGAGAUUGCAAAAUCAACUAGUUGAUCAAAUGAAGGAGAUUUUAACGUCAUCAUUAAUGGAAGAAUUGUUUGUUGAAAGUACUAAAUUGAAUCAUAUUAUGUUAUAUCUGUUUCAAAGGGCUAGUUCAUUUUUGGAAGCUAUGUUGAAAACGUUUAUUGACAGAUUAGUAAGCAUUGAAGUAACUAUAGACACCUUAAAUUUCGAUUUUAAGAAGUAUGCUGCUAUGUCCAUAAUUAAAUCCUUAGUUUGGUCUUUCGCCGGUGAUUGCAAUAUUAAAGAAAAGUCGGAUUUUGCAAAAAUUGUCUCAUCUAAUAACGCCUUCAUGUUCCUACAUAUUCCUAAUGGUGAUAUAUUAGAUUAUGAUAUUAGUCUUCCUGAUUGUGAAUGGUUUGAUAUUAAUUUAAAAGUCGAAGUAUUAGAUUUACAUCCACAUGAGAUAAAUAAUCCAAAUAUUAUUGUUCCAACAAUUGAUACACUCAAACAUGAAGAUCUUAUCUACUCGAUGCUUAAGCAACACACAUCAAUACUUCUUUGUGGUCCACCUGGUUCGGGUAAAACGAUGACUUUAUUAAAAGCACUCACAAAAGCUAAAAAUUUGGAAAUGCUUGCACUUAAUUUUUCAAAAGAAAGUACAUCCAAGUCACUAAUUGAUGCAAUAGAAAAUUCAUGUCAAUAUGUAAAAGCAAAUGGUAAAUUAAAAUUACGUCCUAAAUCUACAGGUAGAUGGUUAGUGGUGUUUUGUGAUGAAAUUAAUCUACCAAAGUUAGAUGGUUAUGGUUCACAAAAUAUAAUUUCCUUAAUUAAUCAAAUGAUCAAAUUCAAUGGGUUUUGGAGAACGAAAGAUAUGCAAUGGGUUACAUUGGAGAAUAUUCAAUUUGUUGGAGCAUGUAAUUCACCAAAAGAUCCAGGUAGACAUGAUUUAAGCUCAAGAUUUUUACGUCAUGUAUCGUUGAUAAUGGUUGAUUAUCCUGGUAAGAAUUCAUUAUUUCAAAUUUAUCAAACGUUUAACAAUGCUAUUUUCAAAUGUGCUCCUGAUUUAAAACCGUUUAUUACGAAUACAACUCAUGCAAGUAUAGAAAUUUAUGAAGUUUCAAAAUCACACUUUUCUUCCAAAGCUCCUCAUUAUGUAUAUUCUCCUCGUGAGUUAACUAGGUGGUGUAAAGGUUUAUUUAAUGCUUUACAAAGCGAUAAUUAUGAUGACUUACACAAGUUUUUACGAUUAUGGUAUCACGAAGGUUUGAGAUUAUUUCAUGAUAGACUUUCUAAUGAAGAUGAUAAAAAUUGGACCAAAAAUUUAUUUCACGAUAAUGCCAGAAAACUUUUCCCAAGUAUCAAUCUUAGUGAUUGUUUCAAAACCCCAAUUUUUUUUAGUGAUUGGUUAAGUUUGAAGUUUCAAUCUGUUGAUGAACAUUCUUUAAGGACUUUUGUCAAAGAAAGACUAAGGGUAUAUAGUGAGGAAGAAAAUACUACAAAUCUAAUUUUACAUGAAGAUAUGUUAGACCAUAUAUUGCGUAUUGAUAGAGUGCUUAAGCAAUCUCAAGGUCAUAUGAUAUUAAUAGGUCCAAGCUCGAGUGGGAAAUCCACACUUUCAAAAUUCGUCGCUUGGAUUAAUGGUUUAAAAGUUGUUCAACUAAAUGUCAGAACUGGAUAUACAAUAGAUACUUUUGAUGAUACUUUGAGACAAUUGUUGUUACGAUGUGCAGAUGGUGAGAAAAUUUGUUUAUUGAUUGAUGAAUCAAGCAUAGUAGAAGCUUCAUUUGUUGAAAGAAUGAAUAUAUUAUUAGCUAAUGCAGAGAUACCUGGAUUAUUUGAAGGUGAUUCGCACCAGUUAUUAAUGAAGAAAUGUUUAGAAAAAUCCCAAUCUCAAGGAUUAGCACUUGAGUCGGAAAGAGAGUUAAAUAAUUGGUUUACUGAACAACUAUCACAGAAUUUACAUGUUAUUUUCACAAUUGGAGAAACUCCCACAGGUGCAAGUGGUAAUGUUAUAUCAUCCCCCGCUUUAUUUAAUAGAUGUGUUUUGAGUUGGAUGGGAGAUUGGUCAGACAGUUGUUUACAAGAGAUUGCUUCUAGUGAGUUGAAUAAGGUACCUCUCGAUGCUUCACCAAUGGAAAUUGUAUCAGGUUCUACAAUUGAUCAUAAAGAAGGAAUUGUAUCAUAUAUGAUUUAUGUUCAUCGUAAUAGUCUAGAAACAGCUACAACUUUUCCAAAAGAGUUUUUAACACUACUAAAUACUUUUAUUGAAUUAUACAAACAGAAACAAGUAGAAUACGAGGAAAAUCAAAGACAUGUUAUUAUUGGUUUAAAUAAACUUCGUGAAUCGAUGAUACAAAUAGAUAAGUUAAAAGCUGAUCUUGCCACUAAGGAGCAAGCUUUACAAGUUAAAUCUAAUGAAGCUAGAUUAAUGCUAAACACAAUGUUACUUGAUCAAAAUGAAGCUGAAAGAAAACAAGAAUUUUCAAUAGAAACUCAAGCAGAAUUAGAAAAACAAGAAAUUGAAAUAAGAAAAAGACGAGAGUAUGUCUUGAAUGAAUUGAGAUAUGUAGAACCGGCAGUUCUUGAAGCUCAAAGAGGGGUUCAAAAUAUUAAGAAGCAACAUCUUACUGAAAUCAGAAGUAUGAUUAACCCUCCAAAUGGAGUUAAAUUGACUAUGGAAUCUGUUUGUAUCAUUUUAGGUUAUAAUGUUUCAAAUUGGAAAGAAGUUCAAUCAGUAGUUAGAAGUGAUGAUUUUAUCGCAAAUAUUGUUAAUUUUGAUUGUGAGACUCAAUUACCACCAGAAUUACGUGAAUACAUGGAACAGGUAUAUUUAUCAAGAGAUGACUUCACAUUUGAAGCUGUACAUAGAGCAAGUAAGGCAUGCGGUCCUUUGCUAGAAUGGGUAAGAGCUCAAUUGGCAUAUUCGAAAAUUCUAAAAGAUGUUGGACCAUUACGUGAAGAAGUUCGUCACCUAGAGAAGCAAACUUUGAAAACAAAAGCUCAAUUAAUUGCAAUUGAUGAGAUGAUUCAGGAAUUAGAUAAAAAGAUAGAAGAAUGUAAAAAUGGUUAUAGUGAAUUAAUAAGAGAAAGUGAAAGAAUUAGAAUCGAUUCAGAUGUUGUCAAACAAAAAUUAGACAGAAGUGUGAAAUUAAUUAAGAAUCUUGAAACGGAAAGAAAUAGAUGGAAAAAGUCAAUUGUAUCAUUUGAAAAACAAAAUAGUCAAUUAGUUGGAAAUGUUUUGCUAUGUGCGUCGUAUCUUACAUAUGCUAGUAAAUUUGAUGAAAAAAGACGUGAAUUGUUGAUGCAAGAUUGGAGUCAGCAAUUGAAGAAAUUAGGAAUAUUCUUUGAUUCAGCAUUAUCUGUUUCAAACUUUACAUUUAAGAGAGAAGAUAUCAAGCAUUGGGUUGAAAUUGGACUGGUGAACGAUGAAACAUUUACUUCAAAUAUACUUGCAAUUGAGAAAAAUCAAAAUCCAAUUUUAAUAGAUCCAAAUAGCACAAUUGUUAAUUUAAUCCAAAAAAAUAAUUCGAACAGAAUGAUCACUAGAACAAGUUUUAAAAACUCAAAUUUUAUGAGUAAUUUAGAAAAUUCAUUGAGAUUCGGUGGAAUGUUGAUUGUCGAAGAUUGUGAAUAUUAUAAUCCAAUAUUAGAUAAUUUGUUUAGACUGGGUGUACAAAAAUUAGGAGGAAGAAUGGUUAUUAAACUUGAAGAGCAAAUGGUUGACUAUAAUCCAAGUUUCAAAUUAAUCAUGUGUACUAAACGAUCUACAUUAGAAUUAUCAGAUUUUGUCAAGGCUCGUACUACAACUGUUAAUUUUGCCGUCACUAGUGGUAAUUUAGAAAACAUUGCUUUGAAUAUUGCACUCAAAAAAUCAGACCCUGAAUUAGAAAGUCAAAGAUCAGAAUUGGUUUUUAGCAAAAGUGAUUUGGUUUAUCGUAUAGAAAAUUUGGAAGAUGAUUUGUUACAAUCAUUAAAUACCACUACUGAAAAUAUAGUUGAUGAUGAUAAAGUAUUAAAUACUUUGGAAUUCUUGAAGAAAGAAGGUAACGAGUUGAGUGAAAAAUUAAACAACGCAGAAAGUAUAAUAUUAAAUGUUAAUCAAGUGAGGGAGAAAUACAAAGAGUUGGCAUAUCAAACUACUAAAGUUUUUGAAAUUUUACACGUUUUAGAAAACAUUUCCACAUUCUAUCAUAUAUCAUUGAGUAAAUUCAUUAGCAUUUACAAAUCUGUUAUUGAAUCUGAAGACUUGGACAAGAUUGAAUUGUUAAUUGCUUCUUUAUAUGCAAAUGCGUUUGAAGUUGUAGCUCCAUCAUUAACUAAGGAAAGUAGUUUAAUUUUGGCUGUAUUACUAUCAAUAUUUUUGAAUAUUUUUAAAUAUGGAGAGAAUUAUGCAAAGAAUAUUAAAAUGCUAUUAUCUGGUAAUUUUGAUGAAGGUAAUUUUUUAAGUGAUUGUUCUAUCGUAUCAGAACCUGAAUUAUCGUUUAAUGACUUGGUUGAGCAGAAUUUGGGCAAUGAAUUGUUAAAUCAAUUUUCCUUUUUAAAAGAAAAGUAUACUUCAAAAUCAUUAGUGAAUCAUUUAAUUACAAAUGUGGCUGCUAAAGACUAUAAUUUGGGACAAUUGCUUACUACAAAUAAUAAAUUUAUCAUAAUUUCUCCUCAAGAUUAUGAUGCUACUUUCAAAAUUAUGGAUUGUGCCAUAAAAGAUGAUAAAACUUCAGUGGUAAUCGCAAUGGGCGCUAAAGAAAGUACAAAACUCGUUGAUCAGCAAUUAGAGGUUGCUACGAAUUCGCCAGUAUGGCUUGUUAUUGAAAAUGUUCAAAUGUCCCCUAGUUGGCUUAUUAGAUUAGAAUCAUUAAAUUUUCAACUACACAAAGAUUCAAAAUUAUUUUUAACAUGUAAUGAAACAUCAAUUAUUCCACCUACGUUAAUAGCUACUAGUCAAGUUCUUCAUUUUGCAAAUGAUAGAUCAUUCAACAAUAACUUUUUAGAAACAUUCAAACUCAUACAAUCAAAGUAUUUGAAAGGUGCUAUACACUUGCAUAUUUUUGUGUUGUAUACUUGGUUUCAUAGAAUAUUGAUGGAAAGUGGUAAAUACUGUCCUUACACUUUCAGCAAAAAGUAUGAUCUAAAUGAGUCUGAUUUCAUCUGUGGUGUUUAUAUUAUUGACAAAAUAUUAAGUGAUGUCACAGAGGAUGAAUCGUUAGUUCAAUGGAAGGAAAUUACAUUUAUGGUGUGUGUGAUAGUUUAUGGUGGUAAAAUUGAUGAACCAAAAGAUCAAGAAUAUAUCAAAAGAUUGGCUUCCUCGUUAUUUACAAAAGGUUCACUAGAUCUGGACUUCAAGUUAGUUGAAACUCUUCAUUUACCAGAGGGAAAUAAUAUUGAUAAUUAUAUUAAAUGGAUAAAUGAAUUACCAGACGAAUUGUCUAUUACAUGGCUAGGAUUAGACAGCAGCAUUAAAGAAUCUUUAGAUGAGAAAAUGGCCGAAAAUGUAAUAAAGCAAGUUUCAAAAUUAUUAGAGCUUAUUUGA